This is a messenger RNA of Diospyros lotus (date-plum), 1671 nucleotides long. RefSeq lists its product as uncharacterized. The coding region runs from base 85 to 1671 and encodes 528 amino acids. The transcript is spliced from 2 exons. NCBI's taxonomy places the organism in Eukaryota, Viridiplantae, Streptophyta, Magnoliopsida, Ericales, Ebenaceae. The record is from RefSeq and is a predicted model, not a curated record.
UAUGUCAUCUUUCUCUCUUGGGUUUAUCCAUCCAUCUUGCUAAGAUAAUUGCCCCCAGCUACCUUGCUCCCUCUGUUAAGAAAGAUGUCAGUCCCUCCAGACUCACCGUGGAGGGGGGCUGCAGCAGUCUAUGCACAGCCUUUAGACCCAAGUGAGUUUCUUGGAGUUGAAGCUUUGGUGGGACAAGUUUACUACAUUAAUUGCCAUUUAGCAAAUCCACGUUUGGAUGAUAUCAUAUACAGAAGCAGCGAAGAAGACCAAGAUAUCAGGCAGCACGUGUACCGUUGGGACUUGAGUCCUUAUCGAGAGGUCUUUACUAAUGGAUUCCAAGCAAGGCGUGAAACUAACACUCCCAGCACCACUUACUUCAAUUUGAAUCACUAUGUCCAUAAUGCUGGUAGGCCUCUUGAGUCAACUAGGCCUGCAACUCAUGCCCUCAUUAGCACAACUCUUGAUAGUAGAUGGCGUCCUAGGCCUACCUUCCAACCUGGACAGGAGAUGCGAGUCUAUCGUUACGAGAUCAACGCUCCCGGUGGUAUUUGGGUUUCUCAGACCCUCGGUAAUCUAUACCAAUGCCCUGCUCAAGACGAGGUUUGCUUUAUUGGUGCCAUUGCAUGUCAAUACAUUCGCUCUGCUCAAUUAUUCCAGGUCACACGUGAAUUUGGAUCAAGGUAUCCAACAUGGAGGAGAGCUGAUGACACACUACUACUAAAUGCCUAUUUUAAUCCACAGUCGCAUCCGUAUAGGGAGCUCCGACUCCGGUUGCCUGUAGUUGAUUACAAAGAUAAAAAUACUGGACGUAAGGGUUUGAAAAAACUAAAAAUUUAUCCAGUAGAAUCGGAUGUUGCGAGAAAGAAAAGACAAGCCUCGGAUGAUCCAGCAGAAUCGGAUGCCAUCUAUGAUUGGUAUGCAAAUCGUGUAGAAGAUAUACAGAGCUAUAUAAAUGCUGCAUUCCGUGCACGUAGUACAGAUGAAGCCUAUUUAUUCAUGGAAAAUGAGUAUGUGCUGGUGAAUUAUGCUCCAGGAUCAACAAACGACUGGAUUGUGAAUGGUCCGCUUUUUAUUUGUGAUGGGUAUCCAUCGCUUAUUGGUACAGCAUUUGGAGAAUAUGGAAUAGACUCUGCGUUUGACACUGAUAGCACGGAAGCAUUCAUCUUCUCUGGGAAACUUUGUGCCUAUAUAGACUAUGCUCCAGGAUCCAAAAAUGACAAAAUACUCCAAGGUCCUAUGACAAUCACUGCCAUGUUUUCCUUCUUCAAGGAUACAGUGUUUGAGAAUGGCAUAGAUGCUGCAUUUAGGUCAACUACGAGAGACGAAGCUUACUUAUUCAAAGGCAACCAGUAUGCUCUUAUAGACUAUAAUUCCAAGAGUAAAAUCGCCAUCCGUUACAUUAAUAAAGGUUUUUAUAGUUUGAUAGGCACCAUCUUUGAAAGUGGAAUUGAAGCAGCUUUCGCAUCUCACAGGAGUAAUGAAGCUUACAUUUUUAAAGGAGACCAGUAUGCAUUUAUCAAUUUUGCCCCAGGUUCAACCGAUGACUAUAUAAUUGGUGGUGUGAAGAAAAUCCCUGACAAUUGGCCCUCUCUUGGGGAAAUAUUGCCCCGCAAGAAUCGUGGGCUUGACGAGCAUGAUCAUCACGAUCAAGCACAAGGCGACCGAGACCAAGAUCUUUAA